AUGAUUCCCAGUUUCAAAGAGUCGUCCGCUCCAAUCAUGCUGGUUUGGGUUUUUCAACUGACUCUGGCAAUGGCGGCCGAACAGUCGCUGUGUUCGUCUGAAAACACUGGCUCUGUGACUACUAAUUAUACAUGGAUGUCAAGUGCUAAGUGUUCCGACUUUUGCCAGGGCUACAACUACGGGAUCUUGCAAGGCAAAAAUUGCUGGUGCUCCAAUGAUGCCCCCGAUGAUACAGUGAGCAUGAGCAACUGCGACUCGUUCUGUCCUGGCUACUCGUAUGAGAACUGUGGUGGAGACGGUUAUUAUGGAUACAUCCAACUUGGAACGAGCACAGCCAGUUCGUCCGAUUCUGGCGAAUCUAGCAGCUCGGACGAGUCCUCCAGCACUUCGUCAGUCUCCAGCUCCUCUACGGCAGAGCCUUCGUCAACGGAGUCCUCCACCACCUAUUUCUGGGAUCCUGAAACGGCCUCAAGCAGCUCCCAAUCAAGUUCGUCAGAAUCGAGCACCUCCGCUAGCUCCUCCACAACGUCCUCGUCGGAAAGCUCCUCAACCUCCGUCGCGCAAACGACCACCUCGUCCUCUGUGUCGUCCUCCGAGUCGCCUACUUCGUCGACCGCAUCGGAGUCCUCCUCAAGUACAUCUUCCAUUGAUAGCUCCACCACAUCGAGCUCUUCCACCCCUUCCUCCUCCACAACCGAGUCCUCGUCGUCAACAAGCUCGUCUUCUAGCUCCAUCACCUCGUCUAGCUCUACAACAAGUUCUUCGACCACCUCAUCGUCGUCGUCCUCAUCAUCAUCCGCUUCUUCGUCCUCCUCUUCCACUUCCUCCUCAUCAUCCAUCCACUCGGUCAUCACCUCCACCUCAUCCUUCCUCACCUCCACACAGGGAUCCGGAGUCGCAACUGCAUAUGUAACCACCAUGAUCAAAACCACAAUCACAUACACCCCUUCGUCAACUGCAGACUCCAGUUCCCCAUCGUCCACGAACGACCCGUCCGGCUCCCGCUCCGGAAACACGUCCAACGGAACCGGGAAAUCGGACUCCUUCUUCGACCACAAGGGAAAAGUCGCUGGUGUGUUCACCGUGGUCGGGCUUGUCGCUCUGGCCCUGCUGCUGCUUCUAGCAUUCUUCCUCAGAAAAAUGUACAGAAACAAGACCAAGGGUGCCAUUGCCAUCGAAUCGGACGCAGAAAGCUUUGAGAAACCGGUCAUCAUCAGCACGAUGCCAAAAUCCCCAACACCACCGUCUCCUCCGCCGUCUGCUACCAAACGGGCCUCUGUGUUCUCUCUCCACCGGAAAACACAGUCUGUGCCAAACACGAACUCCCGAACUCCAACGGUCGACCAAACCGUCAUGGUCGACCAACGUCUGGACCCCCACAACGAGCUCUACGACCAUAAUAAUUUCUCCACAAGGAGCCUUAGCGACCAGGUCGACUACAGUCGUAAAGUGCUCAAGGUCGCCAACCCGGACACCUAG
Molecule: messenger RNA, 1479 nt
Organism: Ogataea philodendri
Lineage: Eukaryota; Fungi; Ascomycota; Pichiomycetes; Pichiales; Pichiaceae
Exons: 1
Coding region: 1-1479 (492 amino acids)
Source: RefSeq, a predicted model, not a curated record